This is a messenger RNA of Phanerochaete carnosa HHB-10118-sp, 1071 nucleotides long. RefSeq lists its product as uncharacterized. The record is from RefSeq and is a predicted model, not a curated record. The coding region runs from base 1 to 1071 and encodes 356 amino acids. The transcript is spliced from 3 exons. NCBI's taxonomy places the organism in Eukaryota, Fungi, Basidiomycota, Agaricomycetes, Polyporales, Phanerochaetaceae.
AUGGAUCUCAAUGUGCAUACCUCUCAGUCCAAACAACCCGGCUGUCAACACGUAAACAGCACUUUGGCAACUGUGCCAUUGGCAGAACCUGGCCCAGAUGAAGAGCUCGAGACAAUGCAAGUUGAUGAUCUUGAAUCAGAGCCUGCCGUAUUCAAGGGCGACUUUUUUGGGCAGUAUUCAGCUCAGGACCUGCCAGGCUGGGGCGAGUUGGGAGCAGAGUUUGAUGGAGUGGCGGCCGAGCUAGACUUGCCAGGCUCCAACUCAGAGCCAGAGGCCAACGACUCCGAUGUACCACCUCUUACACCAGACGUCUCAGAUGGAGACGACAGCGAUGAUGACAGAGACCUUGUCAAGUGGGCAGCUGCAUCUCAGCUGAUGUGGGAGCCAGAACCUGCCAGCAAGACACUUCCUGAACUUCCCGAACUUGCCAUGCCACCCAGCUCUCUACAUGCAGAGUCAUUGCAGUACAAUCUCAACAACGGCAAGGUCACUCACUCUGCUGCUGGUACAGAUGUUGAUGCUGGUCACAUGCAUCAGCCCUCGACACAUUCAGACGCAAACAUCCAUACCGUGGAUGAGGCCAAACGACAGCGCAUGGAAAAUGCGCUUUGCACAAAGAUCUAUGUGCAGAAGUUUCUGUCAGAAGCCGCUGGUGCACCAAUUAAACCUAGAGAAGCCUUCAACAUCUACUAUCGCAACAUGAUUGAGUGCGUACGUGCGCUCUAUAGCGAACCUGAGUUUGCUGCACACCUGGUGUUCCUUUCUGAGCAACACUACUCUGAUGCAGACCAUACACUCCGACUCUUCCACGAGGUACACACAGGGAAGUGGUGGUGGGCUGCUCAGAAAGCAGUUGAAGCAAACACACCUGGUGAUACGAUCAUCCUCAUCAUUCUGUCGUCUGACAAGAUGCAGCUCACCCUGUUCUGUAACAAGGCAGCAUAUCCAGUAUACAUGACCAUCGGAAACCUUCCUAAGGAUAUUUGCAGCAAGCCGUCGCGUGGCAGUCAAAUUUUGCUAGCUUACCUACCAACCACAAAACUCGAGCACAUCACCAACAAGGCUGCAUGA